Brassica oleracea var. oleracea is the source of this 1659-nucleotide messenger RNA. RefSeq names its product MADS-box transcription factor 23. NCBI's taxonomy places the organism in Eukaryota, Viridiplantae, Streptophyta, Magnoliopsida, Brassicales, Brassicaceae. Gene Ontology annotation, biological process: regulation of transcription by RNA polymerase II. The transcript has a single exon. The record is from RefSeq and is a predicted model, not a curated record. Gene Ontology annotation, molecular function: protein dimerization activity; DNA-binding transcription factor activity, RNA polymerase II-specific; RNA polymerase II cis-regulatory region sequence-specific DNA binding. Bases 780 to 1361 code for a protein of 193 amino acids.
UUAAAAGAAAUGUUUUGUUGAAAUUAUAAGUGGUUUGAUAUUUUUAUAUAAUUUUCAUCAAAACUCAUGGGUUCUAUAUUAGUUGAAUUAUGAGAGAUGUGUGUUCUUUAGUGGUUUAGGUCUUCUUUCAUAUCAGAGUACUCUUUUGAUGAUUAUUGUCUCUAAAUUUGGUUUUAUUGUUUUUAGUUUCCUGACAAAAAUAAUUGUAUGGACUCAUGGUGACUAUACUUUCGAGUUAGUUGAAACGGGCCAUCGAUGUUUCAUUUACUACACUAAACUUUAAUAGUCAACACAUUUUGAAUAUUGUGAUCACAAGGCAACCGUGUUUUGUAGUAAAAUUAGAUGUGUAACUUUUAUUGUGGAUUUAUGUAUCAUUAUGUAUGUUUCGGAUUUUGAUUCAACAUUCAGUUUCUUCUUUUUGAGUCAAAUAAUGUUUCGGGUUUCAGGCACAUGAUUAAUUAGGCCCAAAAAUCCUUCUGUCAAUUGAGUUACCAUAUGGUAGUUUGUUGACUUUGCUCUGCAAUGAGUAAAUGAUUUCUGAAAACAAUAAAGUGGUUCCCAAAUUACUCUAGUCAAAUUUGUAAACUAGUCAAUAUACACCAUUAUUGUCAUCUGUUUUUCAAACAUAAAUGUCUUUCAAACAAAAUACCAUAUAUUCUUCCAUAUAAGUUCUCUUCUUUUUCCUAUAAAUAGUAGUGUAUGGUUUUUAUGAAGACACAAAACUAAAACAUAAGUAUAUACUAGAAAGCUAAAUAUUCCGGCUCCUAAAAAACGUGACAAUGAAGUUUACAAAGGGAAAGCAAAAGAUCGAGAUGAAGAAGGUUGGAGCCUAUGCAGCCCGAAUGAUUAUGUUCUCGAAACGUAAAUCUGGACUCUUCAAGAAGAUGAACGAGAUCGUUUCACUAUGCAAUGUGGAGACGAGUUUUUUGGUCUUUUCUGAUUCCGGAAAGCCUUACACAUUCGCAUAUCCGUCUCUGAAAGAAGCGGUUGGCCAGUUUAAAAACCCUUUAAGAGAUGAACCAUCCGCAACUAUCAAUACCGGACCGCUGGUGGAAGCUUAUAGGAGACAGAAGAACCAGGACCUCAUGGAAAGGUACAUGGAUCUCGUUGAGGAGCUUGAAAUAAAGAAUGAGAAGGAAAGGAUUUUGAAGAAAAUUAUAAAGGAAAAUAAGGAGAAAAUAUUGUGGAAUAUUCCUCCGGCCGAAGGUUUGAGCGUGGAAGAGAAGAAGUGGAUGCGCCAAACGUUUGUAGAUUUACAUGUUUACUUGGGCGAUAUGGCCUUGAAAUGUUUUGGAAAUGACGGUGACCGUUCAUCUUCUAGUCAAGAGAGUUAUGGUCGUGAUGGCGAAACCUAUGCAUGAAAAAACUUGAUUUGCUGUUUUUUAUUUCAAUUGCUGUUUUUAUUUGUCCUUGUAUUGGUAGACUAUUAGCAUUGGUGAUGAUGAAACUAUUCAUCAACGUCUCUCUAUUUCUAUAGUCAAUCGUAUUCAUUACGAACCAAAUAUCAUAUAUAAUAAUCUAAUUAUUAAGAAUAAAUCAACAUUGUUUUCUUAUAAUGGUUUCUCGCAUAGAUUACACACCCUAAAGGCCUAAACUGAUGAACAAAAACAUUUAUUGUUUUCAGGAUUCUUGUCAAUCGAUUAAUAGAAUUAUCAAAAG